CAGCCGCAUCUUCCCUCUGCUCCGGGAGCUGGGGCUUGGCCGCAUGUUUCCCCCUGAGCUGGGCGAGGUGGGGGGGCUCCGUGGGCCCCAGGCCAUGGAGUUCUGGAGCAGCCCCGCAGCCUACGACGAGGUGCACGGGAGCCCGGCUCUGGUCAGCCCCACGGAUCUGAUCGCUACCGAGCUGGAGGAAGUCCUCUGUUCCGAGCGGGUCGGCAGGGUCACAAAGACAUACCAUGAUCUUGAUGCGGUGACCAACCUGCUGGAGGAGAAGGAGCGGGACCUGGAGCUCGCGGCCCGGAUCGGGCAGUCCCUGCUGAAGCAGAACCGAAGCCUGACGGAGCGUAAUGAGCUCCUGGAGGAGCAGCUGGAGCUGGCCAAGGAGGAGAUCGCCCAGCUGCGGCACGAGGUUUCCAUGCGGGAUGAUCUGCUCCAUCUCUACACCAACACCGUGGAGGACAGCGAGCCGGCCACAGCCACUGCCACGCCGCUUCGGCGGAACGAGUCCUCGCUGUCCCUGCAGCAGCACGUGCAGUAUGACGCCCUGCAGCAGAAACUCAGGGGCCUGGAGGAGGAGAACCAGAAGCUGCGCUUGGAGGCCACCAGCAUCGCCACGGAAACCUGCCAGUACGAGGACCAGGAGCAGCAGCUGAUGCUGGACUGCGUGGAACAGUUCUCUGAAGCCAGCCGGCAGGUGGCCUCUCUCUCCGAGGAGCUGGCCCGCAAGACCGAGGACACGGCCCGGCAGCAGGAGGACAUCAGCCAGCUCCUGGCCCAGAUCGUGGACCUGCAGCAGAGGUGCCGCAUGCACGGCGCGGAGGUGGAGGAGCUGCAGCAGCAUCUGGCCGCGACAAAGGAGUCUCAGCAGAAGCUGCGCACUGAGCUGCAGGACCUGCAGGAGAAAUACGCCGAGUGCGAGGGCAUGCUGCACGAGGCCCAGGAGGAGAUCAAAACCCUGCGCACCCGGAACCUCCCCAACAGCAGCCUGAACCGCUACAGCCUGCUGCCCCUGGACUCGCUGGCCGCGGAGAUCAAAGGGAUCACGAGGAAAGGAGCCGACAGCUCGUCCUCCUCGGAGUACAAGAGCUACAAGCGGGUCUUCGAGACGGUGAAGGUCGUGAACCAGGCGGUUAAAGCCAAGUCGCGUGCAGAGUCUCCCCAAAACCUGCCCGGCUCCAAGCAGUCCUCGGCCCUCCCCUCGGCAGGGUGCAGCCGGGUCAGCACGCCCCGCACCAGCUAUUACGGAUCAGACAGCGCCAGCCUGGCACCGGAGAACCUGGAGAGCGCCCUGGCCGAGGAGAAGCUGCGGGGCACCCCGGGCACCCCAGGCAGGCACGACCUGGAGGCAGCGCUGCAGCGUCUGUCUGCCCGCCAGGAGAACCACGCCUCAGAGCGCUCCUUCUUCGAGACGGAGCGCGAGCAGAAGCUGAACCAACUGGCCAGGGACGUGGAGAGCUCCAGCGGCUUCCUCACGCCCAACGACAGCAUCCUGUCCACCGGCACCAACUACUCUGGCAGCUCGGAGCACACCGGAGGCUCCGGCUUCUCCCUCGGCUCCCUCUCCUACCUGCCGGACAAGCUGCAGAUAGUCAAGCCCCUGGAAGGCUCGGUGACUCUCCACCACUGGCAGCAGCUGGCGAAGCCCAACCUGGGCGGGAUCCUGGACCCCCGGCCCGGCGUGCUCACCAAAGACUUCCGGCAGCUGGACGUGGACCUGGAGGAGGUCUACAACCUGAACGACCUUGAGGAGGACGACGUGGACCUGAGCGCCUUCCCGGCACUCGCUGCCUCCACCCCGUCCAAAGCCAAGGGCUGCUCCAGUGCGUUCCACUCCUCCAUUAACAACCUCCCCCAGACUCCAUCUACAUUCACCAUCACCACCUGCCACAUCUUACACCCCAGCAAGGAGAUCACCACCGUGACGCCCAGUCUUUAUAAUACAGUCGUGCCCUCUUGUGGGCCCUUUGACAGGCUGAGUGCCGCCGGCCCCGUGCCCCAGGCGCUGGAGCCUGGCCCCAGGGCGCUGUCUGCACCUCUCGGACUCGUCACGCUGCUGCUGGAACACGGCAUCUCUGCCUCGGUGCGGGCUGGCAACGCUCUGGCUGCGCUACGGGUGCCGGAGCCCCCCUCCUGGCUCUCCCCCUUGAGGGAGCAGUGGGACAGCCUGGGGGGGCGGUCUCUGGGCAGCUCAGGCUUGGCUCAGCCCUUCCCGAGGGCCCACGGGCUGGAUGACGGCAGGGCCGCUGGGCCCAGCGGAGCCCAGAGCAAGAGCAACAUCUUCAGCUGGAACCUGGUGGAGAAGCUGAAGAGACUCAGGAUGGACAAAGUGGUGGCCAGAGGAGAGGCCGGCUUCCGGGGCCCAGGGGAGAGCAGACAGCCUGUCGGGCCGCCGGCCCCCACCACGCAGCCGUGAGCCUCCUCCCUGGGCUAUGACCCCCUGCAGAGCAACGUGGCUCCCUCCUGGGCCUCCCCAUCACCCCCUUUCCAGCCAGCCGGGAGCCGGCGAGGGGGGGUGAGAGCGGUGAUCCGUCCGCGUCUGGGCCGCUGGCGGGAGCUGGUCUCAGCGGCGGGGUCUGCUCUGUCAUAAUUUAUUUCCAGCCACGGUUAGUGGGUCCCCAGCGUGAGGGCGGGGGUGGGGUGACCGUUUUCUGAGUGGCCAUGAGAACAGGUGCAUCAGCUGCUGCAGUUUAAUGAGCACCUGGGAUCUCUGCCACUGAGCCGGGAGUAGGGGACGUGUCCCCAGGGGGGCUCAGGCGGCCCCAUGGCAAACCCCCCCCCCCUGGUGCAGCAGGUCUCCCGCAUGCCCCGUGACAAGGGGCUGAGGCCGGGCACACGGCUGAGCUGGAACUCGGCUUUGGGCUGUAACGUUGGCUCUGGUCUCUCCAGAGCAGGGGCUUGGAGAGCACUAGCAGGGCAGCCCUGCCUGCCAGGGGAGCACUGAGUGCAUGCUAGGGCCGGGGGGGGGCCUCUGUUCCCUGUCCUAUCCUGCCCUCAGCAGGACAGCAGCAUCUCAGCCUCUGCUGCUCCUGGGGGGCUGCAAGGGGCUGGGGGCGGGUCAGGAUCACGAAAUUAGGUCUGGAAGCUCUGGGGCCGAGGGGCAGUGGCUCUGGGGAGGGAAGUUUGCGCAGCCCCUGCUCCUAGGGGCUCUAGCCACCGCCCUGAGCCCUGAACUUGCCUUCCCCUAAAGCUGGUGGGCACAGAUUUUUUUGGGGGGCGGGGGUGGGAUCUGCCCUUGGAACCAUAGUCAGGGAAGCGGCUCAGGUCUGUGGUUUAUGUGAGGUGGUGCCGGUGGCUCCCCUCACUGCCUGAGCCCCCUCCCCACGCUCGCUCUUAGCUGAACACAGGGGUGGGGAAGGCCAGAUCCUGUGGCUGUCAAGGGGAGUGGGGGGCUUAGGACCUAGAUGAGGAACAGGCAGUGUUGUUCCAGCCGGGGAGGGGGCAGUGACUCUCUUAAGGACGUGCCAGGCUGUCCUCGUAACACCCUGAGGGCCGGGCCAGGCCCCACGAGGGGGGGAGGCAAUCUGCCCUCCUGGAGGGGCAGGGAGGGGUAAAUGCAGGAUGUCCUGGGCUGUCCUGUGGGCCCUGCUCUACUGUUAACGUUGGACAAUCGCAGAACUGCCCAGUCCAAACAAUUCUGGCCCGAGUCCCUGGCCCCGGGCUGUACUCGAAUUCCUGGGCAGGCAGGGCUGGGCUGUGCGAUUUCCAGUCACCCAGCAGGGCGCGGCCCUGGGCCAGCAGCCGGCCGGUCUUUUAAAAACACUGAGAUUUUUAAACAACUGCUUUGUCUUGAAUCAAUAAACUAAGCUACUGACAAGGCUCCGCCCCUUCCCAGCAGGGGGCGGGGCCUGCAUGCUGCUGGGGGCGUGGCUCAGGUCCCUGGGUCCGAGUAGCUGUUGCAUGCACAUCUGCUGCUCCCGAAGUCCCGCUGUUCUCGGUCGUCUCUGCACUAGCUGGUGUUACCCCCGCCCCCCAGCUGUGUCUUUCUGGUGAAAUAAACACGACGUAAUCAGAA
Molecule: messenger RNA, 4009 nt
Organism: Chrysemys picta bellii (western painted turtle)
Lineage: Eukaryota; Metazoa; Chordata; Testudines; Emydidae
Gene: HAP1
Product: huntingtin associated protein 1
Biological process (GO): anterograde axonal transport of mitochondrion; neurogenesis; protein targeting
Cellular component (GO): mitochondrion; dendrite; cytoplasmic vesicle
Molecular function (GO): signaling receptor binding; myosin binding
Source: RefSeq, a predicted model, not a curated record